Tetrahymena thermophila SB210 is the source of this 288-nucleotide messenger RNA. RefSeq lists its product as hypothetical. Lineage: Eukaryota; Ciliophora; Oligohymenophorea; Hymenostomatida; Tetrahymenidae. The transcript has a single exon. The record is from RefSeq and is a predicted model, not a curated record.
AUGGAUACAUUUUCUUUCAAGGCUUUCCAAGCUAUUAGUGAAAUAGACCCUACUGAGUUAUUUUUCUAAAGAAUGUAUAGAGUUUGUUUCAAAUUCAUUACUCCAACAACUCAGUAAAUAGAUUCAGAUAUUUAAAAGUAAUUAGAAAACUGCUACUUAAGAUAUUAUAAAACAUAUAAAAUUGUUUGCGAAGAAGCCCAUAAAUAUGAAGAUGACUUCGAUUAUGGAGACGAUGAUGAUGAGGAUGAUGAUAACGAGUAAUACGAAGAAGAUGACUAUUAUGAUUGA